AUGAAAUUACUCGUAUACCUAUACCCAUUUCACCAUUUUCCCCCAAACCCAUUUUCCCCCCAAAUCUCUUCCUCCCUCAACCCCAUCUACCGCCACCCACGACCACCACCACCGUCGAACACCCACGAGCCCGCCAUCAGUACGAACGUACAGCAGCACGUCGGCUCCAUCUCCGUCUCCAUCUUCGGAUCCAGCUCCAUCUCCAUCUCGACCGGUGCGGUGGGUCCAGCUCCAUCUCCAUCUCCGGAUCUCCGUGAAGCUCCACCGUUUGUUCUCCAUCUCCAGGCAACACUCUCAUCGUUGGAAAAGAUCAGACAAUUAGGCCCACUACAUUUGCUUCAGGAAGAAGAUGAAAUUUCUCAAAUUGAAGAUGAACCAAAGCUGGAAUGUCUACAUUUGCCUCAAGAUAUGAACUUGUUCAGAUUGAAGAUAACCUUCUUGAAAAUGAACCGAAGCGAGAACUUAGUCGAAGAUAACAUUUGCAUCAAGAUGAAGAUGAACCAAAGCAGAAGUCUAAUCGAAUAUCAAAGCAUUGUUGCAAUGUAUUGAGUUGCUAUUUUGGAAGUAUUUUGUGUUAUUUUUUUAUUUUGUUAUUUUAAUGUAUAUGUUGUAAUGAUUUUAGCAUCUUUUUGUUGAUAAAAUCAUGGUAAUGCAUCACUGGUAAUGCAUCAAGAUAGUGAAAAUCAUGGUAAUGCA
Molecule: messenger RNA, 696 nt
Organism: Alnus glutinosa
Lineage: Eukaryota; Viridiplantae; Streptophyta; Magnoliopsida; Fagales; Betulaceae
Exons: 3
Coding region: 1-549 (182 amino acids)
Source: RefSeq, a predicted model, not a curated record